AUGCCCCUUGUUCCUACUGGAAGGAUAGCUCGUGUGCCACGAGGUGAGAGGACACGGCUGCCACCUGUGUGCUUCUGGUCCCAAGCAGCUGUGGGCGCAAGAGGAAUAGGAAGGAGGUUUGCUUGCUUUGCGCAGAGGCUGAGCCACAGGAGAAAGCAGAGCCAGUGUGAUUUAUUGAAAGAAAGCACUGGACAAUUACCAGCAACUUGCUCCUCUGCUGCCUCAAACAACCUAACCUGGAAUUGUCGUGUGAAAAUGACCCAACAAAUGCAGAAUUUACACCUUUCUCAGUCAAAAAAACAUAGCGCCCCUUCGUCUCCCAAUGCUGCCAAACGCCUGUACCGGAACCUCUCAGAGAAACUGAAAGGGAGCCACUCUUCAUUUGAUGAGGCCUAUUUUAGGACAAGAACUGACCGGCUGAGUCUCAGAAAGACUUCGGUGAACUUCCAGGGCAAUGAAGCCAUGUUUGAAGCAGUUGAACAGCAAGACAUGGAUGCUGUGCAGAUCCUCCUGUAUCAGUAUACACCGGAAGAACUAGAUCUCAACACACCCAACAGUGAGGGGUUGACACCUCUGGAUAUCGCCAUCAUGACCAACAAUGUACCCAUUGCUAGGAUUCUUCUGAAGACAGGGGCCCGAGAAAGUCCACACUUUGUCAGCCUGGAAAGCCGAUCUAUGCACCUCAACACGCUGGUGCAGGAAGCCCAGGAGAGGGUGAGUGAACUGUCUGCUCAGGUGGAGAAUGAAGGAUUCAGUCUGGACAACACAGAGAAAGAGAAAGAGCUGAAAGCUUGGGAGUGGAGGUACCGACUCUACAGGCGCAUGAAAACAGGCUUUGAACACGCCAGAGCCCCCGAGGUGCCAACCAGUGCUUGUCUCGUGGUAACCAGCAGCACAUCACUCACUGUCAGCUUUCAAGAGCCUCUUAGUGUCAACGCAGCUGUAGUAACCAGAUAUAAAGUGGAAUGGAGCAUGUCUAAAGACUUUUGUCCUCUGGCUGGAGAAAUCAUCGUGGAAAACCUGCAGACCCUGAAAUACACAAUCACAGGACUGAAAACGGGCCAACAGUAUUUUGUUCAAGUGUCGGCUUAUAACAUGAAAGGAUGGGGACCUGCUCAGACCACGACGCCAGCAUGUGCUUCUCCUUCUAAUUGGAAGGACUAUGGCGACAGAGCCCCCAGACACAAGGGACAGAGUGAAGUUUUGGAAGGUCUGCUGCAGCAGGUCCGAGCCCUUCAUCAGCAUGAUAGUUGCCGGGAAAGUUCAAAAUUGCAAACCUCGGGCCGUAAGCAGUCAGUCUCUAGGAGCCUGAAACACCUAUUCCAUUCCUCAAACAAGUUUGUGAAGACCUUGAAACGGGGACUCUACAUAGCUGUUAUAUUUUAUUACAAAGACAAUAUGUUAGUCACCAAUGAAGAUCAAAUACCGAUUGUUGAAAUAGAUGACUCUCACACCAGUUCCAUUACACAAGAUUUUCUGUGGUUCACAAAGCUGUCUUGUAUGUGGGAAGAUAUAAGGUGGUUGAGGCAAAGCGUACCCAUCUCCACGUCCUCGUCCACAGCACUACAAACUCGGCAGAAGAUGCUUGCAGCAACAGCCCAGCUACAGAAUUUACUUGGGACACACAACUUGGGAAGAGUUUACUAUGAACCCAUUAAAGAUCGACAUGGAAACAUCCUCAUAGUCACCAUCAGAGAAGUGGAGAUGCUCUAUUCAUUUUUCAACGGAAAAUGGAUGCAGAUCUCAAAACUGCAAAGCCAGAGGAAGUCUCUCUCAACACCCGAGGAGCCAACAGCCUUAGACAUUUUACUGAUAACCAUCCAGGAUAUUCUCUCCUAUCACAAAAGGAGUCAUCAGCGUCUCUCUCCUGGAUUAUAUCUGGGUUACCUAAAGCUCUGUAGCUCUGUGGACCAGAUCAAAGUUCUUGUUACCCAAAAGCUGCCUAACAUUCUCUGUCAUGUGAAGAUCCGUGAAAACUAUAACAUUUCCAAAGAGGAGUGGGAAUGGGUCCAAAAGCUUUCUGGCUCUGAAUCUAUGGAAAGUGUGGAUCAUACUCCUGACUGCCCCAUGCGAUUGUUCUUCUACGAGCUCCAGAUGGCAGUGAAAGCUCUCCUUAAGCAGAUCAACAUACCUCUACAUCAGGCAAGGAGCUUCCGCCUCUACACACAGGAGGUGCUGGAAAUGGGCCACAAUGUGUCCUUUCUUCUCCUGCUCCCUGCCUCAGACGACGUCUGUGCAGCCCCAGGACAGAAUAAUCCUUACACCCCGCACUCAGGGUUUCUUAACCUCCCUCUUCAGACGUUUGAACUUGGUAUAGUAGCUUGUUUCACCUAGAAAUAUUAACCCAGCCUCCUUAUAAUAAAAUCACAAAGUUAUAUCUGUUCCCCCUUGUCCCAGUGGAGGGUCAAUAAAUCACAUGAUGGCUUUGGCAACAACCCUUCCUAGAACUGUGUACAAGUCUGAGAGAAAGCAAAGCUCCAAGACUAUGUGCCUGAGCAAUAAUUACUGAAACUUAGCUAAGGCCCAAUGGAGAGGAGGGACUUCUGAACAGAAAGUUCAGUUAUCAGGCUGCAGUCCUUGCCUCCCCCUUGCUUUCCUAAAGCAUAAAUAUAAGAACUGAUGUUUUCA
Capra hircus (goat) is the source of this 2628-nucleotide messenger RNA. It is a transcript of the gene ANKFN1, whose product is annotated as ankyrin repeat and fibronectin type III domain containing 1. The record is from RefSeq and is a predicted model, not a curated record. Gene Ontology annotation, biological process: regulation of establishment of bipolar cell polarity; establishment of mitotic spindle orientation. Lineage: Eukaryota; Metazoa; Chordata; Mammalia; Artiodactyla; Bovidae. Gene Ontology annotation, molecular function: protein binding. Gene Ontology annotation, cellular component: spindle. The transcript has 16 exons. The coding region runs from base 1 to 2334 and encodes 777 amino acids.